Molecule: messenger RNA, 6790 nt
Organism: Ochotona princeps (American pika)
Lineage: Eukaryota; Metazoa; Chordata; Mammalia; Lagomorpha; Ochotonidae
Gene: AP1G1
Product: adaptor related protein complex 1 subunit gamma 1
Exons: 23
Coding region: 387-2855 (822 amino acids)
Biological process (GO): Golgi to vacuole transport; receptor-mediated endocytosis; intracellular protein transport
Cellular component (GO): AP-1 adaptor complex; membrane coat; Golgi apparatus
Molecular function (GO): clathrin-cargo adaptor activity
Source: RefSeq, a predicted model, not a curated record
UAGCGGUGACUCGGCAGCAACGUCUCGCGUCAUCAGUGACAGCCCCGACUCCUGCUACGCUCUGCGUCGCUCUGCCCGGCGCAGUCGCCUCCUCCUUGGCAAAUAGUCCUCGGCGGGGUCCGAGUUCUUGGGUCAUCCGAAUAGGGAAGCCCCAAGAAGUUGCCGUCAGGGGACGCGGGAUCGGCCGGGAAAGGGGGCGAGGGACCUAAGUUUUGUGCGAGAGCGUGGGAAGUUAGUUAAAAAAACUCCCUUCCUCCUGAGGAUCCCUCCGCCUGCGGGAGCGGUGGUGAGGCCGAGGGAGCCGCCAUUUUGGAUGUUCGGUUCCUGCUGCCACUGCCGCCGCCGCCCCCGAAGCUGCUGCUUUCCUUCGAGGUUUCGGGCCGAGGAUGCCAGCCCCCAUCAGAUUGCGGGAGCUGAUCCGGACCAUCCGGACAGCCCGAACCCAAGCUGAGGAGCGAGAGAUGAUCCAGAAGGAGUGUGCUGCCAUCCGCUCGUCCUUUAGGGAAGAAGACAAUACAUACCGAUGUCGGAAUGUGGCAAAAUUGCUCUACAUGCACAUGCUGGGCUACCCUGCUCACUUUGGCCAGUUGGAGUGCCUCAAGCUUAUUGCAUCUCAGAAAUUUACAGACAAACGCAUUGGCUAUUUAGGGGCAAUGCUGCUUUUAGAUGAAAGACAAGAUGUCCACCUUCUCAUGACAAACUGUAUUAAGAAUGACCUUAAUCACAGCACGCAGUUUGUGCAGGGGCUAGCACUCUGUACCCUCGGCUGCAUGGGCUCCUCAGAGAUGUGCAGAGAUCUUGCAGGAGAGGUGGAGAAACUUCUGAAAACCUCCAACUCUUAUUUAAGAAAAAAGGCAGCAUUAUGUGCUGUUCAUGUCAUCAGGAAGGUUCCUGAGCUUAUGGAGAUGUUUUUACCAGCAACAAAAAAUUUAUUGAAUGAGAAGAACCAUGGUGUCCUUCACACAUCUGUAGUUCUUCUUACAGAAAUGUGUGAGCGCAGCCCCGACAUGCUUGCUCAUUUCAGAAAGCUUGUGCCCCAGUUAGUUCGUAUUCUCAAGAAUCUCAUUAUGUCUGGAUAUUCACCAGAACAUGAUGUUUCUGGUAUCAGUGACCCCUUUUUGCAGGUACGAAUUUUGCGGUUAUUAAGAAUUUUAGGACGAAAUGAUGAUGACUCAAGUGAAGCUAUGAAUGACAUCUUAGCACAGGUUGCCACCAAUACAGAGACGAGUAAGAAUGUAGGAAAUGCCAUUCUUUAUGAAACCGUUUUGACCAUCAUGGAUAUCAAGUCAGAGAGUGGACUACGAGUUCUAGCCAUAAAUAUCCUGGGUCGUUUCUUACUGAACAAUGACAAGAAUAUUAGAUAUGUAGCUCUGACGUCCUUGUUGAAGACUGUGCAGACAGAUCACAAUGCAGUCCAGAGGCACAGGAGUACAAUUGUGGACUGUCUGAAGGAUCUGGAUGUCUCAAUAAAACGGCGUGCAAUGGAAUUGAGUUUUGCCCUCGUAAAUGGGAAUAAUAUCCGAGGCAUGAUGAAGGAAUUACUUUAUUUUCUGGAUUCUUGUGAGCCAGAAUUUAAAGCAGACUGUGCAUCUGGGAUCUUUCUUGCUGCAGAAAAGUAUGCACCUUCCAAACGGUGGCAUAUAGACACUAUUAUGCGUGUGUUGACAACCGCAGGAAGUUAUGUUCGAGAUGAUGCAGUCCCCAAUUUGAUCCAGUUAAUAACCAAUAGUGUAGAGAUGCAUGCCUAUACUGUCCAGCGCUUAUAUAAAGCGAUUCUUGGUGAUUACUCUCAACAACCUUUAGUACAAGUGGCUGCGUGGUGUAUAGGUGAAUAUGGGGAUCUUCUUGUGUCUGGCCAGUGUGAAGAGGAGGAACCCAUUCAGGUAACAGAGGAUGAAGUGUUGGAUAUUCUAGAAAGUGUCCUAAUUUCUAACAUGUCCACCUCAGUGACACGCGGUUAUGCCCUCACUGCCAUUAUGAAGCUUUCUACUCGAUUCACCUGUACUGUAAACCGAAUUAAGAAAGUUGUUUCUAUCUAUGGAAGCAGCAUUGAUGUGGAGCUCCAGCAGAGGGCAGUAGAAUAUAAUGCACUUUUUAAGAAAUACGACCACAUGAGGUCUGCCCUACUUGAAAGAAUGCCUGUCAUGGAAAAGGUGACCACAAAUGGCCCUACUGAAAUUGUGCAGACAAAUGGAGAGACAGAACCUGCUCCGCUAGAGACCAAACCACCACCCUCUGGGCCUCAGCCCACCAGCCAGGCUAAUGAUUUAUUGGACUUACUGGGAGGAAAUGACAUAACACCUGUUAUUCCAACUGCACCUACAAACAAACCUGCUUCUGCUGGUGGAGAACUUCUUGACCUGCUAGGAGACAUCAAUCUUACAGGUGCUCCAGCUGCUGCUCCUGCCCCCGCCUCAGUCCCACAGAUAUCGCAGCCCCCCUUCUUGUUGGAUGGGCUUUCAUCACAGCCUCUCUUCAAUGAUAUCGCUGCAGGCAUCCCGUCCAUCACGGCAUACAGUAAGAAUGGCUUGAAGAUAGAAUUCACCUUUGAACGGUCAAACACCAACCCCAGUGUCACAGUGAUAACGAUACAGGCCUCCAACAGCACGGAACUGGACAUGACAGACUUUGUUUUCCAGGCUGCAGUACCAAAGACAUUCCAGCUGCAGCUUCUGUCUCCAAGUAGCAGCAUUGUCCCAGCAUUUAACACAGGGACCAUCACACAAGUCAUCAAAGUUCUGAACCCACAGAAGCAACAGUUGAGAAUGCGAAUCAAGCUCACAUAUAAUCACAAGGGCUCAGCAAUGCAAGAUCUAGCAGAAGUGAACAACUUUCCCCCUCAGUCCUGGCAAUGAGGGUCUGACACCAUUAUUGUUCUUAUCCUACUCAAUCAAUGGAACUCUGGGAAGGAGGUUGUGAUUGCUGGCAAGUCCCCCCCAACUGUACCGUGGGCAUGAGGAGCCGAAGAGAACUGUUGAGGAGGAUUUUCUGAAGUUACUGCUGACGUUGAAGCAUUGUUAAAGACUCAUGUCCUCUCCUCCACUGUUGAAGCUGGCUGCUUCUGGAGGCUACUUUGCACUCUCCUCCUCUCUUCCCUUUCCACACUUCUCCACCCUCUCACAUUUACAGCCAGAAUCAACAUUCCCUGGGCCCCUGAGGAAAUAAGCAGCUGAUCCGGAGGAGAGGACUGAAAUUCAUGGCGAGAAAACACUCACUCUGUCUCUGCAGCAAGAGUUGUCCCUUCUUUCUACUGUUGUUUUCCGGUGGACUGGGCAAGGUGGGGUACUGUUUCUGCUCUAGCUGGGUUCCCAUCUUCAGGCGCUUUUUACAUCUGGCAUUCAGAAUGGAAAUGUAACAGUGGACAUUAGGGAGCCCUGCCUUUUUCUACUGGUUCCCCCGACGUUUGAACUAGGCAUUAGGCUCCUGGUGGCCUUCCUGUGCAUUGCUGUAUACACACAGACACACACACGUAUGUACGUUUGUUAUUGAGAACUGGUCAGACCUUGAGAAGUGAUUUGUAAACACUGGACAGAUGCAGUAAAAAGGACUUCUGUUGAGAUUUGGCAUGAAGGAUCUGGUGCUCUAUUUGUAAUAGAUACUUCCAAGGCUCUUCCAUCUCCCCUUUCUGUCCAUCCUUUUUAGCUAUAGUCAUGAAUGCUCUCCGUGGUUUUCAAAAUUGAUUUCCCAUAAAGUGCAAAGUGUGACUGAAAAGUCCUUUUAAUUAUUAUCAGUGAACCUACUCCCUUUACAGAUUUUCAAGUUUCUCCUAAGCCUAUGACUUACUGUUUGAACUGUGGUAAAGGAGUGGAAGGAGGAGUUCCCCGGUUCUGAAGAUGAGACUCCCUAACAAAAGCCCCUUUGCCCAUAGGAAGAAUGCGUAUCAGACUUGGUCUGGAGCAUAUUGGAGUCAGCUUUUCCAUUACUCCAAACCUCCCUUUUUUUUUUUUAAAUUUCCUGAGCCUGGCUUGGACCUUGGCAUUCCGUUUGAAUUCCUUCUUCUAACUGGAACAUUUGUGUUGUAUCUGUAACACUGGCACUGAAAUAAAGACCACGCAGUGAAAGAACUCUUUCCUAGAUUGUACUUGAUGGUGUUGGAACAAAGCCUUGCAGCUUCCUCGCCCCUGUGUUAGAGGAAGGCUGUGGAGGCCAUAGGACAGGAAUAUCAUUUUGUGAUUUUGAGAAACCGGUCUCUUGAAAGAGAUCAGCCUCGUGACUCUCUGCAUUAAAGACUUGAGGUUUUUCAACUAGUCAGAGUGCCGAGUGCUUUUUAGGAAGGAUCUUUGUGUUUUCAGAGCUUCAAGUUGAGUUGUGGUGCAUGUUGAAUAUACUGUGUAUGUUCAAGUAUACAGGCAUUUUGUCUUACUGAAAGAAAAUGUGAGGCCCACCUUGCUCUUAAAAUAUUAGCUAUCUUUACUGUACUGAGUACAGUAUAGUGACUACUUUGGCUUCAGUCUUAAAACCUGAAUACAAAUAUCCUUUUUUCCUCCCUCCAUUUCACAAAGCCUUUACUAAAAUCUUCAGUGUUUUGUCAAAUCUAGCUCUGUAUCAGAUGCUAGCCUAUUGCUAACAUUUGACAAAACUGGAGUUGAACUAAAGGCUCCAAAGGAAAAACCUUCUGGUCUUAUUAGUAUGUAAGAGCAAGAUCUGCUCAAACUCACUGUGCUGAGUCAAUGAUGGCUGAGUCCAAAGCAGAGCAUUAUCUCUCGCACAGUUCUCAGAAAAUAAAGUGUGGACUAGUGCAUAUUUCAGACAGCUGUUCCGUCUGUGCAAUGCAAAAUAGCCUUUUUAAACCUUUCUUUGCCGACUGAUUUCAUUGGAUGGAUAUUUAAUGCUGUGAAAUGUGAUAGGAUUAACAUAAUAUUGGUGGAUUUCUUGAAUAGAAUUUGUCUUAACAUUCCUCUUUGUGUAGAGGCUUUAUUUUCUCUCGUAACAUUUGUAGCUAACCAGCUCAGGUUUUUUGUUUUUUUUUUUUUAGUUGAAUCUCAGAAGAAAUCUGCUCAACACCAUGCUAUCCCACCAUGCUAGCUGAUGGAGUGGAAGGGGCAAAGCUUCUCACUGGGUGAUCAUUGUCCUGAGGUAGAGUUUGUGGUCAUCCAUGACUUUGUCUAGAAGGAGCAAAAUCCCUUGGCCUUAACACAAAGGGUGCUGUGUAGACUACGAGUUCAUUUCAGAGCCUGAACCUAAGCACCGUACUGCAGCACUGGCAGCCGAACGACUGCCUAGGAUACUGAUGGUGGGGAAGACUGUUUCAAACGAUCGGAUCUUGGAAAGCUUCAGCGUGCCUUAGUUUCUAGGGUCAGAAUUCGUUCUCCUCUCACUUGGCCUUGAGGCUGAAAGGGGACAAUCUCAUCAUGUUUCUGUAAACACACGUUUCAGCAAUUCCUUUCCCAAAUACAUUCAAGGGGAACAUCCUUGGCCGAGUUUACAACUCAAGAGCCAUUUCAAGAAAGGAGCGAUUUCCAUGGCCGUUUAAUAAGCCCAGGGUGAUAAGCAGUGAGUCCUCACAUACUUCCUUCAAGAAUUUCACCCACACUUGUACCUCAUUAUUUCCCCUCUUCCUGGAUAGUCUGUAUCCUAACCGCCCCACGUCCCUCUCCUCCAGUAAUCCCAAGGGAGAAUUCAUCUAAGUAAUCUCCAAUUAACUGUAGGACGGGUGCUCUCCCCAAAAAGCUUCUCCCACAGUGUUUUGGUGCUGUUACCUUGAGGUGGUUUGGACAGUCAUGGAAGAUUCGCGCUGUGUAGAGUGGUCCUCUGUUCAUGUCUUUCGCAUUCAAAGAAACAUUCCUCAGUGUAGUGUUGGGAGGAGAUUCUUUCCCCUUACCAGGUUAAAGUGUGAUUCAUGCCCCCUUGUUUGUCCCAUUCAUACAGGAGAAUAGAUUUAAAACUGUUCAGAACUAAUGGUCUGAAUAUUUUCAUCUACCAGAUAACAUGCUUUCCAUUUUUAAUGUCCUUCUAGAACAGGUUGGAAUGCUUUUGAGGUUCAACUUCAUUUUCUUCUUCAUUGGAAAAUAUUUGGGCCAUGAGAACUAGGGGAAGGAAUGAGUUUGAAUGUUUCAUUAUUUUUUUUUCCCUAGUGAAUGUAUUAUAACCAUGGUGUCCUAAACAGAGAAAGAAGUUAGAGAGCAUAAAGUAGAUAUUCAUAAGCUUUGUUUUUGGGGCAGUGGUUAUACAUGUCUAGAUUUUAAUAAGUUUGGGAAUGGGGAGGAUCAUCAAAGAGAAAAUGAAUUGCUCAAAGUCCUUGAGUUUGAAACACUCUUGACCAGCUUAGGCUCGGGAUGGUGGGGCUGCUUUUAGAACUGGAAGUGAGUAACUUUUUCAAGCAAUAGCAGUGAGUAGAGUCCCAUCAGUAAGGUUCCAGAUCCUGGGACACUAAGGCAGGAGAAACUUGUUGGAGAAGCAGCUUGCACAGUUGCUUCCUGAACAUCCGUGAGACUGAUUCUGGCUUCAAGAUGGAGCAUUGGCGUUCUUUGUUUGAACCUGCGUUUGCGCUUUGUGUGUUUUGUUUUUGUUUUCUCUCUGGGUGCCUCAUGGGAAAGGGUUUCUGAACUCUUUCCUUUGGAAGCUCCUGAUUUGUUCCUGUAAAGUCCCCUUUCUUUCAUAAUGUUGUAAGUUACAUUUUCAUUAAGCCCCAUCACAUCUUCUUUACUGUAAAAAUAUUAAAAGCUGUUUCCCAGUGGGACAGCUAAUGAAGUUCUAAUUAUUGCAGACAUAUUUUUGAAAUGUAAAAAAAAAUUUAAAAUUAAAUGAUAAGUCUUAGAGGUGAGUGAAGAAUAAAAUGGAUGUAAACAUU